AUGGCCAAGGGUCCUCCCUUUCUGGAAUUGGCAUUAGAAAAUUACAUUGAAAACAUUAGCCUUUAUCAGAAAAAAAAAAGUAGCAGCUCUGAAUCAUUAAGUGACAAAGGUUCUGAAUUGAAGAAAAGCUUUGAUGCUGUGGUAUUUGAUGUUCUUAAGGUUACACCAGAAGAAUAUGCGGGUCAGAUAACACUAAUGGAUGUUCCAGUAUUUAAAGCCAUCCAACCAGAUGAACUUUCCAGUUGUGGAUGGAAUAAAAAAGAAAAAUAUAGUUCUGCACCAAAUGCUGUUGCCUUCACAAGAAGAUUUAAUCAUGUAAGCUUUUGGGUUGUUAGAGAGAUUCUUCAUGCUCAAACAUUAAAAAUCAGAGCAGAAGUUUUGAGCCACUAUAUUAAAACUGCUAAGAAGCUGUACGAACUGAAUAACCUCCAUGCACUUAUGGCGGUGGUUUCUGGCUUACAAAGUGCCCCAAUUUUCAGGUUGACCAAAACAUGGGCGUUAUUAAGUCGAAAAGACAAAACUACCUUUGAAAAAUUAGAAUAUGUCAUGAGUAAAGAAGAUAACUACAAAAGACUCCGAGACUAUAUAAGUAGCUUAAAGAUGACACCUUGCAUUCCCUAUUUAGGUAUCUAUUUGUCAGAUUUAACGUAUAUUGAUUCGGCGUACCCAUCAACUGGCAGCAUUCUAGAAAAUGAGCAAAGAUCAAAUUUAAUGAAUAACAUCCUUAGAAUAAUUUCUGACUUACAGCAAUCCUGUGAAUAUGAUAUUCCCAUGUUGCCUCAUGUCCAAAAGUAUCUGAACUCGGUGCAGUAUAUAGAAGAGCUACAGAAGUUUGUGGAGGAUGAUAAUUACAAGCUUUCAUUAAAGAUAGAGCCAGGGACAAGCACACCACGUUCUGCUGCUUCCAGGGAAGAUUUAGUAGGUCCUGAAGUAGGAGCAUCGCCACAAAGUGGAAGAAAAAGUGUGGCGGCUGAAGGAGGAGCCUUACUACCACAGACACCCCCGUCCCCUCGAAAUCUGAUUCCACAUGGACAUAGGAAGUGCCAUAGCUUGGGAUAUAAUUUCAUUCAUAAAAUGAACACAGCAGAGUUUAAGAGUGCAACGUUCCCAAAUGCAGGGCCAAGACAUCUAUUAGAUGAUAGUGUCCUGGAGCCCCAUGCACCAUCUCGAGGCCAAGCUGAAAGUUCCACUCUUUCCAGUGGAAUAUCAAUAGGUAGCAGUGAUGGUUCUGAGUUAAGUGAAGAGACCUCGUGGCCAGCUUUUGAAAGGAACAGAUUAUACCAUUCUCUCGGCUCGGUGACAAGAGUGGCACGAAAUGGCUAUCGAAGCCACAUGAAGGCCAGCAGUUCUGCAGAAUCAGAAGACUUGGCAGUGCAUUUAUAUCCAGGAGCUGUGACUAUUCAAGGUGUUCUCAGGAGAAAAACUUUGUUAAAAGAAGGCAAGAAGCCUACAGUAGCAUCUUGGACAAAAUACUGGGCAGCUUUAUGUGGAACACAACUUUUUUACUAUGCUGCCAAAUCUCUAAAGGCUACAGAAAGAAAACAUUUCAAAUCAACAUCAAAUAAGAACGUGUCUGUGGUAGGAUGGAUGGUGAUGAUGGCUGAUGACCCAGAACAUCCAGAUCUCUUCUUGCUCACAGACUCUGAGAAAGGAAAUUCAUACAAGUUUCAAGCUGGCAAUCGGAUGAAUGCAAUGCUGUGGUUUAAGCAUUUGAGUGCAGCCUGCCAAAGUAACAAACAACAGGUUCCUACAAACUUGAUGACUUUUGAAUAA
This is a messenger RNA of Chrysochloris asiatica (Cape golden mole), 1773 nucleotides long. RefSeq names its product Ral GEF with PH domain and SH3 binding motif 2 (gene RALGPS2). NCBI's taxonomy places the organism in Eukaryota, Metazoa, Chordata, Mammalia, Afrosoricida, Chrysochloridae. Gene Ontology annotation, cellular component: plasma membrane. The transcript has 20 exons. The record is from RefSeq and is a predicted model, not a curated record. Gene Ontology annotation, molecular function: guanyl-nucleotide exchange factor activity. Bases 1 to 1773 code for a protein of 590 amino acids. Gene Ontology annotation, biological process: Ras protein signal transduction; positive regulation of GTPase activity.